UCGCUCCGCUGCCAAAUGCCGCUCCCGUUCGACGCCAUCGGCCAAGCCGUCGGUGCGGCGACAUGGCUGAUCGGCGUAGUUGCCGAGAGGCUCGUCGGCGACCGCGUCGCGGCGUGGGCCGACCGCCACGGCGUUGACCGGGAGGAGGUCGCGCGCCUCAGGGCCGAGCUGCGACGCGCCAACCUCGUCCUCGGCGCCGCGCGCGCAGGAGCCGCGGGCGGGAAGAGGAUCGGGAACGAGCAGCUCGCGGAGCCGAUCGCCGACGUGCGUCGUCUGGCCGCCGACGCGCGCAACCUCCUCGACGAGCUCGACUACCUCGAGAUCCAAGAGAAGAUCAAAGAUAAGGAGCACAACUGCAGCAUCCCAAGUUCAUCGAAGGCACAAUCUAUUAUUCGAUUUGCAUAUGAUUUUGCCAAUCAGACGAGUAAAUAUAUAUCAUCUGCAGUAAAAAUUUCUGCUACGCAUAACAAGGAGGAUUAUCCUAUGACAACGAAAAGAAAAAUUGAGCGUUGUGAUAUCAUUAAUGGAAUAAAAAGAAUGAAGCUUGCAGAUUCAGAUGACCAAAUCAUUCCAGAGAGAGCUUGAAGGGGAGACGGUCUCAGAUGGACCACCAGAAAGGAAACUCUGUAAGGAUGACAUAUCACGGAGGAUAACAAUUAUUGUUGACCAGCUACAUGAGAUCUGUGAGGACGUUCGUAAGGCUCUGAAGCAAGAUAAAAUUGAUGAAAUUACUCGAGCAACUCACAGCACAAGCUCAGACUUACGAGAGGAAGGAGCCUGCUACAUUGAAACUAAAAUCUUUGCACGGGAAGAGGAAAAAAACAAGAAUGUAAAAUUAAUCACUAAUAGCUCAGCAAGUAAUCAAAAGCUUUUGGUUCUUCCAAUUAUCGGUAAUGGAGGUGUUGGGAAGACAACAUUUGCUCGGUUAGUGUACAAUGACCCAGAAGUAAAAGAUAAAUUUGAUUUCAGGAUUUGGAUUUAUGUUUCUGUUAUCUUUGAUGAAGUCAAGCUUACAGAAGAAAUUCUAGAAUGUAUUUCUGAAGGCAAGCAUACUAGCAUGACUAAGAAUUUGAGUAUGCUCCAAGAUGGUAUCAAGAAAUGUUUGACCAAAAGAUUUCUACUAGUUUUGGAUGAUGUGUGGGAAGAGAAUGAGAGACGCUGGGACAAGUUAUUGGCUCCACUUAGAUGUACAGAAAUCACAGGUAAUGUGGUUUUUGUGACUACUCGAAUAAAAUCAGUUACAAAAAUGACAAGUAUAAUGGAGCAGCACAUCAACUUGGGUGGUUUAAAUAAAGAUGUGUUUUGGCUUUUCUUUAAAAGAUGCAUAUUUGGUGAUGAAAACUAUCAAGGCCGAAGAAAGUUACAGAAAAUUGGAAAGGAAAUAGCCACUAGGUUAAGAGGAAACCCGCUAGCAGCAAAAAGUGUAAGCACACUUUUGAAAAGAAGACUUGAAGAGAGUUACUGGCAGAGAAUUUCUGAUGGUGAUGAAUGGAAACUCCAGGGAGACAACGAUGACAUCAUGCCAGCACUCAUGCUUAGUUACAAUCACCUUCCUUACCACCUUCAGAGAUUGUUCUCUUACUGUGCUUUAUUUCCAAAGGGCUACAAGUUUAACAAGGAACAGUUGAUACAUAUUUGGAUUGCUCUUGGCUUUAUCGUUGAUGAAAGAAAGAGACCAGAGGAUAGUGGAAGUGACUAUUUCGAUGACUCGGUAGACCGAAGCUUCUUUGAAAAAAUUGAGUCACAGGAAUAUGCAUACUAUCUCAUGCAUGAUUUAAUUCAUGACCUUGCACAGAGUGUCUCAAUCAAUGAAUGCCUCACUGUAGAUGGCUCAGGUCCUCUAACAGUCUACCCAUAUGUUAGUCAUAUAAGCAUCUGGAUGGAGGCAGCAUAUAAGAAGGAACAAAAUGGCGACAUAGAGCAUAAUGAAACCUUUGAAAAAGGGCUAACUUCCAUUCAAAACGACGAUAUCUUGAGAAACUUAGACAGUUUAAUGCUAGUUGGGUCAUAUGAUAGGACUUUCUCUGUAAUAUUUGCAAAGAUUCUCAGGCAACUGAAGCAUGUCCGAGUACUCCGGCUAUCAGCAAUGUUCUUUAAUGCUGACAUUUUUCAAUCAAGUAUUGCAAAUUUCAUCCAUCUUCGCUAUCUAGAACUGAGAUCCACCGAGGACACUCUCAAAUGUUUGCCCAAGUCUCUAUGUAGACUUUACCAUCUUCAGGUACUGGACGUAAGGCAUUGGUGUGGUCUUAAUGAUUUGCCAAGAGACAUGUGUAAUCUUGUAAAUCUGCGCUAUCUUAUUGUUCCAGAGUCAGGGGCAUUGCACUUGCACUCAAAGAUAGUAAGAGUUGGCGAACUUAAAUUUCUACAAGAACUGAAAGAAUUCCAUGUUCAAACAGAGAGUGGAUUUGAGAUUUCACAGCUGGAGAACUUGAAUGAAAUCAGAGGAUCACUUGGAAUCUUUAAUCUUGAUAAUGUCAUAAAAAAGGAUGAGGCUAGUUGUGCAAGAAUUAAAGAUAAAAAGCAUCUCAGGACAUUGUCACUGUCAUGGGGAAGAACAAAUUGUAAUUUUCCAAAGCAAAUACUAGAGGAUCUUUAUCGGAGGCUGUACAUCCCCCAAGUGCUGCGGAGAAAAUGGGAUGAUUGGCGGCACGACUGGGUCUACGUCGAUGUCAGCCCCCACGACCGCCUUGCGUUGCCGGAGGCGGUGGCGGAGCCCCAGAGGUCGAUCUGGGAGGCGGCUCCGGCGGAGGACGAGCGGAUGCGGCCAGUUCUGAACCGCAUCGACUACCUGCGCCAGGUGGGGCUGACGUCGGUGAUGGUGGUGGCAGACUACCUGACCCAGAUCGGCGAGGACGGGGACCUAGACGAGGGAGCGCUGGUGGGCCUGCUGCGGGUGGUGACCGACGUGGAAGACCUCACCCGGGCGGCCCUUCCCCAGGAGCAAUUGGCGCUCUGCGCGGACCCGAGCCGGGUGGCGCUGCAAGCGACGCUACCCGAGUUCGACGCCCAGGGUUUGGUCGACCGUCUGGGGCGCCGGAACCCCGGGACCAUUCAGAUUCCCGGAGUGGACGAGGAGACGGGCGGCGCGCGAAGGACCGGCGGCGAGGAUGCCACGGGCGGCAGGGAGGCCACGGGCGACCGAACGCAGGCUGGCGGCAGGGGUGCCUCAGGCGGCAGGCCGCAGGCCGGCCGUGGGGCUACCGCAGGGGAGCGAGCGCAGCUCGAGGCGGACCGCGCCGCCCUCGUCGAGGAGAGGGGGUGUUUGGAGGAGGUCGGCCUGCUUUUGGAGGCCUACAUCGCCUCAGCCCGCGCAACCCAUGAGAGGGCGAUGCGCGCAGUGGCCGAGGAGCGGGAGGCCUUGGAGGAGGUGCGCAAGGAAUUCAUCGCCGCGCAGGAGGAGGCCACCCACUUGGGGGAGAUAUCGUGGCGGCUGGCCGCGAAACUGCUCGCCAGGGAGCGUCUGGUCCGUGCUCAGGAGGAGGCCAUCGUGCAGCGCGACAAGGCUGUGGAGACCACCCGGGCAGACUUAGCACGCCGGAAUGACGAGCUCGAGCGGAGUCACGCCGAAGUUCUCCGUCGGGAUGAGGUGGCGGUCCGCGAGACUGACAUCGAAAUCACAGUGACGACUCAGGAGGCCCGGGAGGAGCAGCUUACCCUGCACGAAGAGGAGGCUGCCACGGCGUCGGUGGCCCUAACUGCUCGGGAGGAGCAUGCCGCCAAAUGA
Molecule: messenger RNA, 3724 nt
Organism: Phragmites australis (common reed)
Lineage: Eukaryota; Viridiplantae; Streptophyta; Magnoliopsida; Poales; Poaceae
Product: putative disease resistance protein RGA1
Exons: 5
Coding region: 557-3724 (1055 amino acids)
Biological process (GO): defense response to other organism
Molecular function (GO): ADP binding
Source: RefSeq, a predicted model, not a curated record